AUGGCCGACGCCACCCGCCGGCACACCAGCAUGGCCGCAGCGGAAACGGAAGCGGCGGGCGCCCGCCCUCCGACUGUAGGACGCCGAGCCCUUCUGGGCGUCCCAGGCGGACCUCUCGAUGGUUUCGGCGGGCCUCCGCCGGCGGUCACCAUGGCGACCCCGCCGCCGGGCCCCCGGCGCCCCCCGGCGCCCUCCCCGCCGGAGGAGGCCAAGGUCCCCCUCAGGGUGGUGCGCGUCAAAGUCGAGAAGCCCGAGCCGGGGGAGGGAGAUGCGCCCAGAGAGUCAGCGGGGGAGUUCGGGGGCUCCCCGGGCCCGGGGGGUUGGAAAGAGGAGGCCCGCGGGGCCGUCAAGAGAGAAGGGGGCCGCGACGGGGGCAGCGGAGAAGUCCAGAAGGAGGAGAAGGCGCUGGAGGAGAGGGGGAGCGGGAAGGAGCCCUGGCGAGGAGGUGCCGUCAAGGCGGAGCCGGCCGUGGCCUUCGAGGCCCGCGGGGUGAAGACGGAAAAGGACGAGGCCCGCGGGGUGGAGCUGCGAGAGGGGUUUGGGAUCCCCCCCGAAGGCCUGAAGAUCCCGCUGGUGUUUCAGCCCUUACCUCCCGGGACCCGCAUACAGAUCCAAGGCCCUCUGCCACCGUCAGAGCUGAUCCGUGUGACCAAAGUGCCGGUGAAACAAGUGCCGCUUAAAAUGCAGCCUUUACUGGAGCCCUCAGUAAAGAUUGAGACUAAAAACGUUCCCCUCACAGUACUGCCCUCCGAUUCAGGUAUGCCAGAUACUCCAUUUAGCAAGGACAAAAGUGGCCAUGUAAAGCGUCCAAUGAACGCAUUUAUGGUGUGGGCUAGGAUUCAUCGGCCUGCUCUAGCAAAAGCUAACCCCACUGCCAAUAAUGCAGAAAUCAGUGUUCAGCUUGGAUUGGAAUGGAGCAAACUGACUGAAGAGCAGAAGCAGCCCUAUUAUGAUGAAGCUCUGAAAAUAAAACAAAGGCACAGAGAGGAAUUUCCUGGUUGGGUUUAUCAACCACGACCAGGCAAACGGAAGCGUUUUCCACUGCCUGUCUCUGCUGUAUUUUCCGGCACUUCUCAGAGUAUCAUCACUACAAAUCCAGCUGGCAUUUGUCCCUUCCAGUCACCUGCUUACUCUGUUGUCAUCCCCAAUGUUAAGAACAAUAUCGGACAUCCAGUCUGUGAGACUCCUGCCAUCCGUCUGCCGGUUGCUUCCAUUCAACAAGCUGGUCCAAUUACUCUUUUCCAGACUACUGGCGCAAGCACCGCAUCAGUGGCUGUUCCAGCUCCAACCCUGCCCCUGCGCCCUGUAAUUUCACCGCAGCACUUUGCUGAAGCUGCCCAGACAGAAGUUCUUGAUGUAUCAUCUGGGCUCAGUUGCUCUCUGAAGAGACCUACACCAGUUUUCAUUGAGAGCUUCAGCAGAAACCCAAGUAACAUAAGCACCACUAAUGGCAGAUUUACUGUCUCUAAUAGUGAGCCCCCAAAGGAAUACCCAGGGGUUUCUAUUUUUCCUAGAGGUGUACCUCUUCCUCAAGCUACACCUUUUCUUCACUCACAUCUCUGUGAGUCUAUUCCCAUUGGUCAGCCAACCAACCUGUUUGGAGUACCUCCACGGUUUUCAUUUCACCACCCUUACUUUGUACCUGGACCUCACUAUUUCCCCUCAAGCACAUGCCCAUUCAGCCGACCUCCAUUUGGCUGUGGGAAUUUCUCCAGCUCAGUGCCUGAAUGCCUUGGCUUUUAUGAAGAGAGGUACCCAAGACAGGAGGUGAUGUUUUCAGCUCUGGAUGGAGACUAUCCUUUCAAGGAAUACCCAAUAGAAAGUAUAAGUGAGGACCACCGCAGCUGUGAGAGCCUUGAAGUAGUGUCCUGUCACAGCAGCUGCAACGAGGAUCCGUAUUUAAGCCCCCUACCACAGCUCGAUGUUGCAGCAUUGGAGGAGGUUUUGUCAGCUGCCUCGUCUACUCCCUCCAGCAUCCACCUAAUCAAUGUAACUGACAGUGACGAGGAAGAAGUAAAGUUGUUGCAAGAAUUGUAA
Haliaeetus leucocephalus (bald eagle) is the source of this 2037-nucleotide messenger RNA. It is a transcript of the gene SOX30, whose product is annotated as SRY (sex determining region Y)-box 30. The record is from RefSeq and is a predicted model, not a curated record. Gene Ontology annotation, cellular component: nucleus. Gene Ontology annotation, molecular function: DNA-binding transcription factor activity, RNA polymerase II-specific; sequence-specific double-stranded DNA binding. The transcript is spliced from 7 exons. The coding region runs from base 1 to 2037 and encodes 678 amino acids. Gene Ontology annotation, biological process: regulation of transcription by RNA polymerase II. Lineage: Eukaryota; Metazoa; Chordata; Aves; Accipitriformes; Accipitridae.